Molecule: messenger RNA, 4529 nt
Organism: Anopheles merus
Lineage: Eukaryota; Metazoa; Arthropoda; Insecta; Diptera; Culicidae
Exons: 2
Coding region: 13-3114 (1033 amino acids)
Source: RefSeq, a predicted model, not a curated record
AAGCGUAGAAGGAUGUUAAACCCGGACGAAAUGAUGGAGGAUGAAGAGCAUCGACGUUUAUCGCAAAAUUGGGGAAACGCGGGUUUUAGCAACGGGCAGCAGCAACAGCAACAGCCAUUGCCAAACAGUGCAGCGUUACCAGCUCAGCCACAGUCGCAGAACAUGGCCGGAGCGCCAUCGCAGCAAGGUGCAUCGACCUCGAGCCCGGACGCUGGGCUUUCGCAGAUGAUUCAACUAUUGCAGCAGCAAAUGAGUCAGCAACAACAGCUUAUGACGCAAAUAUUGCAAUAUCAACAGCAACCGGCAGCACAGUUGCUACAGCAUCCACAGCAGCCACAGCAUCCACAGCCUCCGCAACAAAGUUCGACACCGACAAACCCCGAGCUUAUCCUCGAAGCUUUAGCAAGCAAUAUAAGUGAAUUCCGGUAUGAUGCAGAGUCGGGAGCAACAUUUAAGGCAUGGUUUGAGCGGUAUGAAGAUCUGUUUCUACGGGACGCUUCCCGACUCGACGACGGUGCAAAAGUAAGGCUCCUAGGACGUAAGCUGGGCACCGUAGAACAUGCACGUUAUACCAGUUUUAUUUUACCCCGCGCACCCCGUGACAUGUCAUUCGAUGAGACAGUUGAAAAAUUAACGGCGCUUUUCGGCAGAAUAGAGUCUCUACUAAGCAAACGCUACAAGUGUAUGCAGAUAGCUAAAUCGUGCAAAGAAGAUCUGCUCACGUUUGCUUGCCGUGUGAAUAGGGCGUGUGUCGAUUUUGAGUUCGCUGGGAUGAAUGAGGAGCAAUUUAAGUGCCUUAUCCUGGUGUGCGGGCUUAAGGAGGAAACCGAUACCGACAUGCGCAAUCGGCUGCUUGCCCGCAUUGAGGAGAAGAAUGACGUUACAUUGGAGCAGCUAUCGGCGGAAUGCCAGCGUAUAACUAAUAUAAAGGUGGAUAGCGCGUUGAUCGCUAAUGAUCACGGAGAACGAGUGUUUGCGGUGAAAAACGGUGGCCAAAGAUCGCAUCAACAGCAGUUUUAUCGGCAGCAGUACCAACCUUUCGGUCAACAAACACAGACACAUCCCAGAGGAAACACCAUGUAUUUACAAAAGCCAACGAAUGCGUGCUGGUCGUGCGGUGGUCCCCAUUGGAAGAGAGAAUGUCCAUAUAAGUCACAUGUAUGCACGGAUUGCGGAAGAUAUGGACAUCGGGAAGGAUAUUGUGAAAGAGCAAAUCGAUUUCAGCGACAGGACAACAAGAGAGGGAGCACACAAGUUGCAACGCGAGUCGUAAACGUAAAUAUGUGCAACGUAGAAGCAAGGCGGAAAUAUGUGAACGUGUUGAUAAAUGGAACACCUGUUAAGCUGCAGCUCGAUACGGCGUCCGAUAUCACAGUGAUCAGCGAGGGGCUAUGGAGGGAUGUCGGACAGCCUCCUUUGAUGGCAGCAACAGUAAAAGCGAAGACAGCCUCGCAAAAUUAUCUGCAACUAAAGGGUGAGUUUGAUGCAUCAAUAACCAUCGCUUCUAGAACUCAACAGGCAACAAUCCGAGUCGCACGGGCCAACCUUUUCCUGCUGGGAGCGGACGUGGUGGAAGCUUUUGAGCUCGGAUCAAUCCCGAUGGACCAGUUCUGUAGUAACAUCGAUGCGGUGAGUACACCUGAGUCAGUAUGGGAGAAGCGUUUUCCGACAGUUUUCAAGGGCAUGGGGCUUUGUUUAAAAUCGCGCAUAAAAUUGGAAAUAAAAGAGGGCAGUCACCCUGUAUUUCGUCCUAAGCGCCCCGUGGCUUAUGCAAUGCUACAGACUGUCGAUGAAGAACUGGACCGUUUGGAAGCCCUGAAAGUCAUUACUCCCGUGGAUUACUCGGAUUGGGCUGCCCCUAUAGUGGUUGUACGGAAGGCAAAUGGAAAAAUCAGGAUUUGCGGUGAUUACUCGACAGGGCUGAAUGACAUCCUACGACCACAUGAGUACCCGCUUCCACUGCCAGAGGACAUUUUUGCUAAGUUAGCCCGAUGCCAAAUUUUCAGUAAGAUUGAUCUCUCCGAUGCUUUUCUUCAGGUGCAGAUUGAUGAAAAAUUUCGCCCGCUGCUAACAAUAAAUACCCAUCGUGGGCUAUACCACUACAACCGUCUACCGCCCGGCAUAAAAAUAGCCCCAGCAGCAUUUCAACAACUGAUUGAUACCAUGUUGGCAGGAAUAACAGGAGUUUGCGGCUAUAUGGAUGAUCUCAUAAUUGGAGGUAUGUCAGACAAAGACCAUGAUAAUACGCUAAAUCUUGUACUAAAACGAAUUGAGGAAUUUGGUUUCACAUUACGACCUGACAAAUGUGUGUUUAAAAUGUGUCAGAUUAAAUAUCUUGGGCAUGUAAUCGAUGGCAGGGGAAUACGUCCUGACCCUGAAAAGAUUAGCGCUAUACAGAAUUUACCAGCCCCCACCGAUAUUGCCGGAGUUAGAUCUUUCCUAGGGGCAAUUAAUUAUUAUGGAAAAUUUGUUCCAAUGAUGCGCGAUCUAAGAUUCCCCCUUGAUAAUCUUCUAAAGAACGAAAAACAAUUUAAAUGGACAACAGAAUGCGAAGCAGCUUUCAAGAAAUUUAAAGAAAUACUGUCAUCAGAGCUGCUAUUAACACACUACGAUCCUACGGCAGAAAUAAUUGUAUCAGCAGACGCUUCAUCCGUUGGAAUCGGAGCUACUAUUAGCCAUAAAUUUCCAGAUGGAAGCGUUAAGGUUAUACAGCAUGCUUCACGAGCGCUGACCAAUGCGGAGUUUAACUACAGUCAGAUUGAUCGCGAAGGCUUGGCCCUCGUUUAUGCAGUUACCAAGUUCCAUAAGAUGCUAUACGGCCGUCAUUUCAGACUCCAAACAGACCACCGUCCCCUGCUCCGGAUUUUUGGCUCGAAGAAAGGCAUUCCCGUCUAUACAGCUACCAGAUUGCAGCGAUUUGCCCUGACCAUGCAGCUGUACGACUUUUCUAUUGAGUACGUGCAAUCAGGACAUUUCGGGAAUGCAGACAUCCUCUCGCGGCUUAUAAGACACCACGUGAAACCGGAACGCGAAUACAGACGUAGAACAAAGUACGCAAUCGGAUUCUUUGCUGCGAGAGGUUUAUCGUUAUAUACAAGAAGGCUGGCCGCGUGAGACUAGCUACGGCUCGGAAUUAGCGCGUUUCCAUGACCGCAAAGAGGCACUAUCGACGGUUGAAGGGUGCAUUUUGUUCGGGGAGAGGCUGGUUAUACCCGCAGACCUGCGAACACAGUGCUUGGAACAGCUCCACCGUGGUCAUCCAGGAAUCCAACGGAUGAAAUCGCUUGCGCGAAGUUAUGUGUACUGGCCACUGAUGGACAAUGAAAUAGUAGAGUACGUAGCUACUUGUGAACUGUGCGCAGCGGCUGCCAAGUCACCACCUCAAGCAAUACCAGCACCGUGGCCGAAACCUUCCGGCCCUUGGCAACGACUACAUGUGGACUACGCUGGGCCAAUUCAGGACGCCUACUUCCUAGUAGUGGUGGACGCGUUUUCCAAGUGGCCAGAAAUUAUAAAAACUUCCACAACUACUACACGAGCUACGGUUGCCAUAUUACGAGGAUUAUUUGCACGUUUCGGAAUGCCCCUUACAAUUGUGAGUGACAAUGGGCCGCAAUUCACAAGUGAUGCAUUUAAGGAAUUCUGUGAGAGCCGCGGCAUUCAACAUAUAACUACGCCACCAUUUCAUCCGCAGUCCAACGGACAGGCAGAGCGGUUUGUAGACACCCUAAAGCGCGCAUUAAGAAAGAUACAAACAGGAGACAUGUCUAUAGAUGAGGCGCUGGACACUUUUCUGCAGUCUUAUCGUACCACGCCUAAUCCGGCGCUUGAGGGGAAUGAAACGCCAGGGGAAUUGAUGGUUAAGUUUUCCGUAAGAACCCACCUCGAUCUUUUGCGCCCGCCAACUAUAAUUGAAAGGGAAACUAAUAUCGUUUAUGGAGGAUUUAUGCCAGGUGACGCUGUUUUAACAAAAGUGUAUGGGCGGAAUUCAUGGAGAUGGAUAUCGGCUGAAGUGAUAAGUAAGUUGGGGAACGUCAUGUAUCAACUAAAAGGGUCAGAUGGCAGAAUGCUCCGAAGACAUCAAAACCAAAUGCGGAAGCGAGCAUCGAAGGACAUCCCUCAGAUACUGCAGCCAGGUAGCGAAUCCAUUCAACUACCCAUUGAUGUUAUACUGGAUGAAUGGAAACUUCCGUUGGUGAGCGAUCAAUUACCACUAACCGAUACGUCAGGAGGAUCGUGCUCGGACCCUCUCCCUCAACCACUCUCCCCGGAGCGGUCGGCACCCCCGGAGACCAGUACUACCAUGUUACGUUCACCUCGUCGGUCUUCGAGGAAUAGAAGACCCCCGCGAUGGUUCGACGCGUUCGUGUUUUAAAGGGGGAGAUGUUAUGGCCCAACCUGCCUAACACAUUAGGCCACUCACCGACGACAGGCAAGGGUCUUCGUGUGAUGUGUGAGUGUAGGAGGUCGGGUCUCUCGGGAGAAUGAGAGGGCAUCAAGCGGGAACCGAGCGGCGGUCGGGCACUCGG